AUGGAGGCAAGCUCUGAUUCCUCCAAUCCUAAUGAGUGGGAGUUGAGUAAGGAGAACGUACAGCCCUUGAAACAAGGGCGCAAGUUGGCGAACUUGACAGCAGCGUUCGCUCCUAGUUCUGUUGAUCAAAGUAGAAUUCAUAAAGAGAAACGGUAAGUUUUUUCGUAAUAGAUCUUCAAAAGAAGAACCUUGUCGAUUAAAAAAAUUUAAUUGUAUCCUUUUCGUUCAUCUUAGAGAGUUUGAAGCACAGAUCAGAACGUAUGAAGGCGAAGAUCCAUUAGCUAACUGGUACAGGUAUGUGAUUCAAAAUACAAAUCACCUCGGCAUGUGCUUUCGUGCAUCACACAUAGAAGUUAAAACGUUGUAGAAGUUAUGCUGUAGCUUACGGUUGUCUUUAUGCUAACAGGUACAUAGUUUGGACGAGUGAAAACUUUCCCAAAGGCGGUAAAGAUUUGGGAAGUUUACUCGAGCGGUGCAUGACAACGUUCAAAGAUGAAGAAAGAUACAAGAACGAUGAACGAUACGUGAAAGUCUGGUUGCGUUAUGUAAGUAACAUCGAAGAAUUUAAAAAAUUAAUACAAUCCUGGCAUUUCAUCAGGGUAACCUAACAGUUCACUGGUACCCAUUUAUACUCCUGGGUGGAGAGAGGCAUUGUGUAAUUGAAGUGUUUUGUACAAGAACGCAACACAACACAACACAAUGAUCCUCUCUCUCAACUUGGGCCAUGUUAUUCACUGAGUUAAGAUUAUUCAUGAUUAAUAUAAAAUCUAGUUAUAGAUCUGAAAGCUUUAAAAGAAAAUUCAGUAAAUUUAUUUUUGUCUAGAAUUUGAAUAUUGGACACUCUUAAAUGAAUAAAGAAAAUUAUCCCAAAAAAAGGCUUUUGAACAAAAGAAUAAAGAAUCCUUGGAUUAGCGAUUGUUGACCUUUGAACAACUGGGCCUUGGGUGCAAAGAGGCACAAUAACCUGACCUCUGAACCCUUUCACUUCCAAGAUAUCGAUUGUAAUUUUUCUUACUGCCCAAUCUAUGAUUACUAUAAUGUUAUGUUGGAGAAUUUGGUAUUGCAUCAACUAAUAAUUCCCUUACAUGUAUUGUUAUUUUUUCUUAACUCUCAUCACUUGUCUGCUUGACACUGUAUUGAUAUUGUAAGGAGAAACUCUGUCUUGGUCACUCUUGGUAGUUAAAGGGUUGACCUGGGAGUUCAGUGCACUAACCAUCAGGGCAACACAUCUUCUGGUAAAGUUUCUACACAGCCCCAUACGAUUGUAGAACAAAUCUGCUUUACCAAUGGAAAUGUAUUGUUUUUGUCAUUGUUUUCUCUAUUCAAGAACUGAAUGCAUAAUGAAGAAUAGGGCUGUGCAGAAAUUUUACCCAUCUUCCAAACAUUUGGUAAAGUGAAUUACGGUCAACUCGCCGACAGACCAACUCGCCAACGCCAACUCGCCGAUGUAUAAAAUCCAGUAGAGACGUCAGCGAGUUGGUCGUCAAUCCAAUACAACUUAUUAGAAGUUAAACAUACAGAAAAUUAAACGAUAUUUAGUAAAAAUACUAAAAAAACACUAACUGGUGAACAUUGGUGAACAUCAAACAGAAGCUGUUUGAAAAACAGAAGUUGGUCCGUCGGCGAGUUGACUGGUUACUGGUAAAGUAAGGAUAUUGGAUUAUGCCAUGUUGUUGUAUUUUUAAACAAACAAGUAUUUUUUUUUCCUUCUAGACUGACAUUUGUACAGAUCCCUUGGAAAUUUUUAACUACAUGCACAGUCAGCAGUUAGGCAAUGGAUUAGCUCUCUUCUAUGAAGCAUGGGCCCUUAGUCUUGAAAACCUUGGAGAUUGCAAUAAAGCUGAUGAAGUACUAAACUUAGGAAUUCACCGGAGUGCUCAACCAUUGGAAAGACUUCAGAAACAACACAAGUAGGUCAACACAGUCUAAUGUCUUGUGUAUGAAGAUGUCAUGUUUCAAUUCUUGAAUUAGCAUUGUGUAAGAUCUGUAUGCUUUGUAGUUAACAAAUAGAUUCCAAGUUGCAGUGUGUUUGUUCAGUAAUAGAUCAAAUGACAUCACAGAUGACAUCAAGAUACAGUAAGAACAUGAAAGUGGCACCCAAGGCACAGGCAAAUGAGUCACUGAUGUCUUUACCACAUUGUUUUUAUGAUCUUUUACCUUACAGCCCCACAGCAACAUAGAAUCUAUUUGUUUUAUAAGAUCCCUGUAUUUAUGGUGGUCUAUGUAUAUUUGCAUGUCUCCACUUCGCUCUAACUAAAUAGUAAAGUGUCUAUCUCUACUCAUAAUUAUGGUUAUGAGUGAAAGUUUUUGAGACUGAAAAGAGAUAAUGAACUUACAUCUCAUUUGGGACAGGGUUGAAAAUAAUUUGUAGCGAUUAUUGACUUCAUGUGUUGAAUUCCUAUGACUUUAGAAGGUUCAUAAAUGCUCGCAGGUUAGCUUAAUUCAUCAUCAGUGUAUUGCUAAACUUCAAAAGUACACUGGUUAAUGAAAGAGACCUGGGCAUAGUUAACGGCACUCUCCACCACCUUGAACAUGCCCUGUUUUUCUUUAAUAGUCCUAAAUAUACAUUUCUUUUUCACACUGUAAUAGAGCCUUUGAGUUACGACUGGCUGAAAGAGUUUCAAAUGGAUUACAGCAAGUGUCGAUAACAGAUGAGUCUGAACUUCAGAGAACAGCUCUAGGAGGCCUUAAGGGCCAUGGAAAGAAAGGAAUUGUUGGGACUAAACGUACUGGAAAUGCCACUCUCAGUAAGUCACUCAAUACUGGUUAUUGUAAACCCAUAUUUUUAAUGGUAAUAGGAAUGAGUGGAGUUCAUUUCAGUCUACAACCAUAUGAGUGAUUAACAAAAUCCAAUGGUUGCAAAGCAGGAGUCCAAUUUAUCAACCAUAAGUAUGAUUAGAGACAGAAUUGGUAGACAAGAAGUCCUGUCACCAGUUAAUCAUAACCCUUACAAUUUCCAAAAACAACAAAUACAUUUAGGUCAAAUAUCUCCAAAAUGUUGAAAAAAUUUCUACAUUUUGGAAAUUCCUCAGCUAUUUUUCAGGAUUAGUGGUUAUUGUGAUUAAUGGAUUUGGUUGGGUGGACUUAGUAUGAUUGGCUGCUUUAACUUUCCGAUUACAUAGUCCAAUUGCAUUGUCUGAUUACAGCUGUAGAGAAUAAUUAGUGGAAAAUAAAGUAGCUAUUAUGCACCAAUUAAAUUUGAGGAAAUUGUAAUGGUUAUGAUUAAAAGAGAAAUUAGCUCUUAGUAUUUGAAAGCUGAACAUUUUACCUUGUGCCACAUCAGUCAUCGCUUUCCCAAAGAAAGCAUGAUACUUAUAUACAGUACCUCAUAUCUUGGAAAAUCAUCCAUGAUUGUUUGGCAGGCUUGUUCUAUUUACCCUUCGACUACUAAAAAUGACUAGUAUCUGAUUUCUCUCCACAAUAUUACCCCUAAAUCACACAUUGGUUAGGGUUAGGGUUAGUCAUGAGAAUAAAGGAAAUGAUCACCUAUGGAAGAAACCCUUGAUUGUUAAACCAAAUUCUACUUGUCAGCACUGUAAGAAAUGUGUGGAGAGCAGUAUGGAGAAUAUGCAUACUGAUGUAAGGGUACAAAGGGUUAAAACCCCAUGGAGUUUAACUUUUUAGUUUUGUUGUUUCUUCAUUGGUAACUUGUUCUUUCAGCUAAAAAGACAGGCAUCAGGGGAACUGUGACAACAUCAAACACCUCCAAUAAUGGCUUCAAGAUCUUUUGUGACAAUGAACCUGGAAUGCAAAGCUCCUUACCCCCCUCCACAGGGGAAUGGCAGAUGCCCCCUACUGAACCAAUAAUCAAAAAAGAAAACACCCAGAAGCCUGGGAAAUGGACUGAUGCAAAGGUGCAUAAUGAUAAAUCUAUCAGGAGUUUCAAUGAUUUUUUCCAUAGGUAGCUGCCCAAACACAAGCCUUGUCCAAAUAUAUAUAUAUGUGACAGUGUGUGUACUGUAUGUAUAUUUAUUGGCUGCUCUCCUUGAUGGGGCUUCUCAGGGCACAUACAAACAAACGUUAUAUAAACCCCAACUGGCAGGAGGCAGACCAGUUGGCUUUAUACAAAGCACAGCCAGGCAAUUGAACCUGGAAAAACUGCCGAUAAAUCCAGUGAAAAGCAGCGUGGAGGGCUUGAACCCAGGUCACCCUUUUACAUGCCCACUAGGCCCAGUAACCAUUUGGCUACACUGCUUCUUGACAUUAAACAACAUUGAAGUUAUUCAGUCAAGUCAAAACAUCUAUUGUCUGCAUUUUAGGUCUCUCAGAAACACCGUGCAUCUGUGCCUAUCAACUGCAUGCCCCAAAAGCCUGUCUUCUCUGUCCAUGUUGAUGAUGACAUCAAAAGCCAUCCUCCUGCUACUCCUCAGCAUGUGUUACAGUUUGACAAGGUCUUGAGCUCGCGCAAACCAGAUCGACCUUCUGUCAUGGAUACACUCAGGAAUAAGGUAAUGUUCAAGGUGUAUGUCGAGGUUUGUAUGAUACACUGAAUUGCACCUGCAUUUUGAUUGGUUCUCACUUGUGAUCUAUUAGAGGACAGGCUUGUGGAUAACAACAUAAUUAACAACAAAUACAAUCCAUGCCCCAGUGAGCCUGUACUGUAGGAGAUCACAUAAAAUGUAAAAAUGUGGAAGGACAUCAGUGACACAAUCAGCUGUUCCUACCACAUUUUGACGUCAUCUGUGAUUGACUACUCAACAGAUACACGGCAACAUGGAAUCCAAUUACUAAUUUCACAUAAUCUAACAGGAUGUGGCGGUUGAGCAAAUAGGAACAAAGAAGAUUCAAGGAUUUCCAAAGCAAUUUAUUGUAAAUGCAAACCAAAAUAGAGUAAAUGGAAGUAAAGUAAAAUGAUAUAAAAUAAUGUAAAAUAAAUGGGAACAACUAACAGAUGUUACCUUGCCAGGAGCAAGUUCUCCACCUCUCUAGCCCUCUCUUAGACAAACAGUUCAGUACAGCAGCACAAACUCAACUCAACUACAACCAUAGUUUACUUCUAUUUAAGAGUGGAACCACACUUGAGGGUGCUGUGAAACUGCAUUCGAGGGCACCAUGAAACCACAUUUGAGCUAACAUGUGCAACUGUAAAGGCAUUCCUAAAUGAUAUCAUAAGCUUGCUAAAUCAUACCAUAAAAAUUUCUAAGAACUAAAGGAAAUAUUGAAACUAUAGAUGUGGUUACUCGGAGAAAUUAUUUGUCUGGUGACCAUCACAAUAAGAUAUAAAAAUAUAGAAGGACAUCAGUGACACCAUCGGCUGCACCUUGUGUCAUUUUGACAUCAUCUGUGAUCUACUAUUCAACCAACACAUGGCAACAUGGAAUCCAUUCGCCAAUUUCACAGUACAGUCCUGUGAUCAAAAGUUUGAUGUUUAUUUUUUGCAGCCAGAAAAUGCUGAAGGCCAAAAGUCAAAGGUGAUAUACUGCAAGGAAAAAAUUUAUGCUGGGACUCAGGAGUUUUCCUUUGAAGAGCUACGCGCAGCAAGGAUAUUUGCUAGGGUAAGAGAGGGAACCUUCAGAGCACCAGCUAUUGAGAGACCUCCCACAAAUGUUCGAUACAUGUACCCUAAAAAGGAGAUUUAUGACUUAAUCCGUGGCGAGUUUCAGUAUGAGGAAAUUCUAGCCAGGAGAUAUUAUGCUCGUCAAAAGAAUGAAGAGGCUACAAGGAACUCACAAAAGAUAAGCUCAACAAUACAGUGUAAAACUUUGCCAGCCAGUGGCAAGCAAGGUGGUUUUGAAAUGCAUUGCGACAAGGAAUCGUGUGCCAUGGAGAUUGGCAGCUGUCAGAAGAGUGUUGUUUCAACUGUUCCUGAGCCAAACACUUCAACUGAAGUUUCAACAAAGACAGUUUAUAGCAGGUACAGGUAUAUUUGAUAUUUUUUUUUACUCGCAGACAAGAAAUCUAUAUACUUGUAUCAUGAAAAAUAAUUUGUAGUGUUUAGUUUUUUCCAUAGAUUCCAGGUUAUUGAAUGCAGCUUUAACCCCUAAGAGUGACUUGCAUCUAAUUUCUCUCUACAGUAUCAUCCCUGAGUCACACAUUUAAGGUCAUGAGAAUAAAGGAAAUGAUCACCAACUAAAGACGCUCUUGAUUGUUGAACAAGUUCUCCUUGUCAGCAAGUUAGGAAACAGCAAGUUAGGAAAGAUAAUGUAGAAUGUGCAUACUGAUAUUAGGGUGUAGAGGGUAAACCCUUUACACAUAACAUCAGUAUCCAUUUUCUCCAUACUCUUCUCCUCACAUUUCCUUUGGUACUGACAAGGAGAAUUUAUUCAAUAAUCAAAGCUUCUUAGGUUUGUGAUCAUUUCCUUUACAUAGAUUGCUGUAUACAGUAAAUUGCCCUAGUAAGGAAAACUGCUGUGUUGUAGUUUUGCUCUGAUGAAGGGCUCGCACUCAAAUCAUCAGCUUUAGAAACUCUUUAGGAUGGCCAGUUUACAUCAUCAAAUCAAUUGAUGAAACCAAAUUAUCUUGUUAUACUCCUACCUAUUCAGCACCACAGUUUCCUUAGAAACUUACCCCCUUUAUUCCUGUGUUGUGUAGAUUGUCAGUUUAGGCAUGAGACACUUGUUUUAACACAGAAAUAUGUUAACAUUGAGUUUGACUUUCUAGUGUGGCUGCUGAACCUAUAGCACGACGAGGUCUUGCCUUUGCAGAUCAAUCUAGUGCUCCUUUUUCUUCAGUGCAAAAGAAGUCUGAUGGUGAAGAAAACAUGUAGGUUGUAGGGGUCUUUUUAACCCUUAAGCUCUAGAUCAAAUUUGUACUAAUUCUCCUUACUGUCAACCAUAAAAUUGUUAUAAUGUUAGUACUGAGAAUUUAGUAUUGAAUCAACCAAAUAUCCCCAAAUUGAAAUUUUUCUUUAUUUCAUCACUAAUCUGGUUGAUGUUGUACUGAUAUUGUAAGGAGAAAUUCUGUCUUGGUCGCUUAAAAGAGUUAUAGGGUUAGUGACAUCCUGUCUUAUUGUUUAUUGCUAUCAUGGAAUAGAUUUAAAAAACACCUUUAUUCAUGAGAAACAUAUUUUGAUUCUGGCUGAAAAAUGCUCCUAAAGCCCAAGUGUUAUACCUUCACUGCAGGGAACAUCUAAUCAAGGACACUAUUUUUAUCCUUGAGGGUAUUCCUUGUAUAAUGGUCCUCCCUGUAUGAUGAAUAAUUAUAUGUUAGGACAUUGGCAAAUAAAAGAACAAGGAAUCUUCACCUGCAUAAAAUUAUUAAGUUAUUAUUUUGAACAAUUUACAUCAGUCCGUGAUAUCUCUUCUAAUGUACUAAACCAGUGGAUAGCGCUGAAGGCGCACUGUGAUUGGCUACACGAACGCUGAAUAUCCUUUGGUAUUCAACGCCGAGCAACAUGCACAGGAUUUACACCUGAAAAUGUUGUAAUCAUUGCAAGAAUAAAUGAGUAAAAAACGUCUUUCUGUGCUAUGUUAUCUCACUGUUUUAGCAAAUGCUAAAACAAUUACUCACCUCGCAAUGAGGUAAUAUCUACCACUAGCCACCUACACUGAGGUGAAUACCGUUGACUUCAUUUUCAACGCGGAUUCUGGUGCUCAUCCUUUAUAUGAUUAUUAGUAUUCGCAUGCAAAUUAAACUCAUUUUCAUUUGAAUGGUUGAGCACCAGACCUCGUUUUAAAAAGAGGUAAAAGGUAAUUCGGAAAUGGCCUGAUGGUAUCACAGUAGGGUGCUCAACUCGUCAAAGUGCGAUUGAUCCAGUAGGGAAAUACUAUUUGGUUGAACAUGAAUGCACAGUCAUGCAAUUAUUCUAUUUUUUAGUGUGGAUGUGGAGCCUAUGACGCAAGGAGGUCUUGCUUUUGCAGAUCAGUCUAGAGCUCCUCUUCCUUCUGUGCAAAAUUCAACCAACCAUGAUCAGACCUCUUCAAAGCCUCCUGGCUCCACCCUGGCAAGUGAUUCACAGUCCAUGUACCGAAAAUCAGCUUUCCAACCAGUCACACCGGAUGUGAACAGGUCUUGUAGCUUCAACAGCUCCAAUCUGGCUGGUCCUUCGCCAACUGUUUUCACUAAACAAGCGUUAAUGGUUGUUGGAGAUAUGUUCUGCGGCCCGCUUGAUUCAGAACGUGACUUAACCCUGGGGCCGCGCCAGGAGAUGGAUAAGACAGAGAAGGACUUUGAAGCAGCAUUCACUGGUGAUGAUACUACCACUGUGGGAUUUUCAAAAGGUCUUGCAGGAAUGGGUAGGCAAAGACUUUCACAGACCACACACAAAUCCAGGGGCCCGUUUCUGUUAAGCCGCAGAAACUUUUCAGGCCCGAUUUGAUAUUUCUAGAUCUAAUACUGCGGCAUACUAAUGCAAGUCUUCACUCAAAGACCAAUCCAUCCUGUGUCUUUUCCUGAUAUCUUUAUUUCUUUGAAUCUCAAGUCUGUAAAAGUCUCGAUCUUGAGUGAAAUUUAGAAAUAUAAAGAAAAAACCUUUUUGAGCCUGUUAAGAAACCGGGUCUUUAGAGAAACAGGCCCCAGCAAAGUGUUAAAGUUGGGAAAGGGUAGUGCCAGGUCCAGGGUGCACUUUGCUCUUUUUAUCAAGAAAACUGAUCAUAUGAUUUAUGACAUUUGCUGGUAGAAUCACAUUAGUCCCCGAAUGACUCUGCGAUGCUAGUGUACAGGGAGGUCCUUAUGAAACUCGACGCCCUUGGGAAUGUAUAUAAUAUUUCAAACUCAACCGCAGCAAAAGCAAAUAUAGAUUACGAACAGUCCCUACUUUUAGGCAAAGUCCGCCGUGCGAGUCAUAAAAUCACUGAAAUUAAAUUGAUGUUCCAGAGUUCUGCGUGGCGCGCUAGCCGAUCAAUUUUCACCGAACUUGUUGCUUCUCGUCUAAAGCAAAUAUGGGAUACAAGAUUUCCUUUUUUCUUUUUCUGGGAAAAGCCAAAUAAUGAUCUCUUGAAGAGGUAAAAGCUCUUGGCCUCUCCAUGAUCAAUUAUUGCCAUACGGAGCAUUUUGGCCGCAACAGAAGACGCAUAUGUUGUUCACAGUGGUCAUUACUAAACUCUUCAGAGAACUAACGUACCUCUUGCAAAUUAUGAAACAAAAACCCUUCAAAGAACCACAAAGUUGCACUGACAAGUUUCUCUUUUUUAACCGUUUUGAAAAAGGAGGAUUUGGAAGUUCUGCUGGUUUCGUGAUUUAUGAUGAGAAUGUGGCUGACAAAAGGAAUGGAGACACAGAUGCCAAAGAAAAGGAAUUUGAAGACAAGGAAAAUAUGUACGUGUUGAAUAUGGUGUUUCCCGAGAUUUAUACACUCCCUAUUUUCGUCCUGAGCUUCUGUCAGUACUUAUCUUUAUAAUGGUUAUUGUAUUUCAUAAAAGCUUUUAAAUGUUGGAAUUACUCUGUAUCCGUUGAAUCACUUUUAAAAUGAGUUGAUACACAAUCACCGUGUUUGGAGGGUCCAGCUGGAAGUGUAGUGUUUGGGACACAAAUUGAUCUAGGUGCAAAUAAAUGGCCUCGUUGGUGUUGGUGAGGCUUCGCACUGAUACUGACCAAAGUGUCAUCUUUUUUUUUCGUUAUUGUACAUUUUGCUAAUUCACAUCAAAUAUGAUUUGUCUCUGACAACUAGUUUUGUUCUGUUUGCUGGACAGGCCACCAAAAGGCAACCGGCAAGAAGCAUGUCGUCGACCCUUAGCUGGUAUUCUUCAGCCAUCCCUGGGUAUUCCAACCUGCUCAGAGGAGGAUGAUGACGAGGAAGAAGCUGAAAUGAAUGAAAAAUUUGAGAGUACAAAUCUCAAGAAUUACCAACCGUUGCAACAGCUGGACAAAACUAGCGAAGUUUUCUUGGCCGAUUUCACCCAUGACCAGACCCUUGCAUCUUCAAGCUUCGCCACUGCGGCACACAUGGCCUCGACUCCAUUCUGUUACACAAAUGGCCCGAUGUCACUUCCAAGCCUUCCUUGCAGCACAAUUCGCCCAGCUAAUGAAAUUCCAGAAUUGAGUGACUUGCCUUCUGACGGAGGUCAAUACCGGUCCUCACAUCCGAACACUGUCCAAGCAAGCAACAGCUUUAUUUCCACGCCCAGCAAAGUUUUGAGCCCAAUAUUUGAAGCCAGCCAGGAGGAUACCAAAUCAACAAACUCAAGCCAUUCGUCCAACGGUUCAUCCAGGCGAUUUUCUUGUUCAGUUGGUGCACAGCAGCACAAUGGGUUAGAACUAAGUAAGAUACAAGAGGAAACAAGCCUCUGCCACGGUGAUGGUGAACAACAGGCUGUCAAUGUUGGUAAUGUUGCGAUAAACCCUUUCGCUGGUGCUGUUGUUGACAAUUUACUCCGCCGGAUUAAUCCUUCGUUAUCAAGCUAUGAAGGAUUCACUGUGUCAAGCAAAGAAGUGCCAAGAAUUGUAUCAAAUGCAUCCGUGAAUUUAGGUGAGUUGUGAAUCUCUUUGCUGGGAGAAAUGCCUAAAAUAAGCCCGCCUUUAGUUUUGAAUUAAACCCAAAAAAUGUCUGAUUGUGGCAUUAAAACUGUAAUGAACGAUACUGCCCAAGUAAAGGUCCUUUUUAAAGAAACACCAAAAAGUGUUGUUUCACUUUGUGAAUUAGAGACUGAAGCUUGAAAUUCUUUGUUUAAAUUGGAGAAACCUCUCAGUAAGUCCUAAUUUUGAAAUAGGGCAAUUUUCAAUUGAGCGUCGAAUGUCAUCCGGGAUUGCAGUGGUUUUGCUUCAUUUGGUACUUUGAUUGGUUUAGAAAACUUGCACAUGUUUUUCAACCAAUCAGAUGCAAAACUAAAACCAAUGCGACUUGGUUACUCGCGUUUUUUCCGCGCUUCAUGCAGUUUUCUUGUUUUUACCUCGAGUUCCCAUUGACUGCUUGGUUUUGGUUUCUACGACGCUCAAUCGAAAGGCGCUCUAUUUACGAACCAGAUUUGAACGUCAUGAUUUACUUCUCUUGUUUACGUUUGUAGGUGGCAAUGAAGUAUUCAAUGUUGAAAAGUCGAUCGGUUCUGGGGCUUUCGCCAAAGUUUUCUUGGCGAAAAAAUUCGGUGACAAUGAUGAUAACGAUUUCGAAACUGACGACGAAAGUUCCGUGGUGUUGAAGGUAGGGUGCCUUUUUCAGGUUGAUCAGAAUGUCAGUUCUGAGAAAAUUUUUUGGUGAUUCCUUUGUCCUUUUGAGGGUGUCUUGUGCCCGUUGCGUGUAUCUACGCGCUUAUUUUAAGCCAACACCCAUGUUAUGUGACCUAAACCGAAAUACAACGAACAAUUCUGGGCGAAGGAAAAUUCCAAGGAACCAAUGAGAACCCACUAGAGAUCAGAAGCAAACGACCUGAAGGGCGGGAAAACGAGGAUGAUGGGUUCUAGUAUUGUACAUAAUUGGUUGAGAAGGGUGGGCGCGAGUUUUCAAGACCAAUCAAAGAGCCUCUGUUGUUUGUCUAUUGCGCAUGACAUUCUGUCCGGCGUCUGUUACAUGUUUAUUCACACUUAACAUUGCACCUAACGCUCAUUCGCAUGAAUUUAGAUCAGAUUCCGUUAGUUUUUUUUCCCUCUAAAACCCCUCAUAAACCUGAGGCAUUUUUCCACGUUUGAUUUUAGGUUUAGAUCCCCUUUUUUUGUUUAGUUCAUGGAACCCCCCAUGGUUAUUUGUGUUAAUAUAUCCUACAGGUACAGGAAAUAUCGAUUGAAUGGGAAUUUUACGUAAGUAAACAGCUUCAAAAGAGAAUGAGGGAGUGUGGAUGCUCUAAAGAGCUGGUAAGUUUAUGGCUCUUCAAUUUUAAGAAUUCCCUCCUAAACCUAGCCUUAAACUAUAUUGAGAACGUUAAGUACAAGCAGUUGACGCCUUGAGUGUUGGUCAAGUGACCUUCGUUAUGAAAAAAAAAAUGGAAAGUUUAGAUUAGAGUUAAAGUUGGUGCUAAAGUGAUUUCUCUAGUACCGGCGGAAAGCCUUAUUGGGGAGAUAAAACGAUUCUUUUUGAUCGAGAACAUUUUUGUCUUAUCUGAAGUGAAUCGCGAAGCUAAAUCUGACUGCUAGCCAAGGUUAGAGCUAUUAAGUACAGUGUUGAGGACAAGGCAAUAACUGUUGCCGAGGAUGAGAAAACCUGUUUUUCAGUCAUUUGAGCUCAAACACAGUGAAAACUUUUCCUCCUAUGCCGUCCUUAAGCUGCCAAGCCCUUAACCCGCCCCAGUCCCCACAACCAGUCCCAGUCUCUCAUACAGACUCGCGAAGACUCCUCGACAUUAACAUCACUUGUGCACUUGUUUUUCCUUCAGCAGGCGAUGUUCAUGGACCCAAUAGCGGCAUUUGUGUAUUCUAAUUCAUCAGUGUUGGUGGAUAAAUACAACCCACUUGGUACCAUUCUGGUAAGUCUUUUUCCGAAGUAAAAUCGGACUAUCGUAUGACCCGUACGGCCCUCCGCGCGCAAUCCCAUAGAAAACCGUUGCGAAAGACGGAGGGCCGGUCACAGAAGUCCAAUUAAGGCUUUGUCUUCAUUAUUGAGUUUUUUUUCGGGUCCAAUCCAUAAUAUUUCUGCGAGGUUGAAAAACCGUCUUGAAACUUUCCUUUCGUCCAGCUUAACCCCUAACUCUGAACUCCUAAAAGUGAUCAGCAUGCAAAAUCUCUUAGCAGUGUCACCCUUGAAUCAAACAUUAAGGUCGCGAGAAUAAAGGAAAUGAUCACCAACUUGCUAGAAGCUCUUAAUUGUCAACAAAUUGGCAUUGUCAGUACCUGAGGAAAUGCAUAGGAAUCAUAUAAACAGUAUGAUUGAUAAAUUGACGAGUUUUGUUCUUUUUUCCUCAGGAUAUGGUGAACAAAUACAAAAUGGAGAAGAAGACCAUGGAGGAAGGCGUCCUGUUUUAUUACACCAUUGCUCUUUUGCGAAUUAUAGAAACCUUGCAUUCUUGUGGCAUCAUUCACGGAGACAUAAAACCAGACAAUUUCCUUGUGUUGGAUAGGUAAUCAAAUUAGUUUAGUUUGUUCGUCUGUUAGACUGACUCAGCCAAAUAGCUCAUAACAGGGCUAUGCAUGUGUCAUAAAAAGAAAAAAAACCUCACAGGAUUUUAACACACCAUCUUCAUUUCUCUCCAUUUUUUAUUUUUCUUAGUGAAGAUACAUUGGACUGCGCAUGCCUAAAAUUGAUCGACUUCGGACGUAGUGUGGACAUGACCCUUUUUCCAGCCGGAACAACUUUCACUACCAACUGUUACACAGAAGAUUUUCAGUGCAUAGAAAUGAAAGAGGGUAGACCUUGGACCACUCAGGUAACGAAAGCUUUGAGGAAGGAUUCAUACUACCUUCCAACAAAGAUCCCUUCAAGUUACCGUAGCUAGAAAAACUACAAUGUCAAAACGAGCUUAGCUUUGCUCGAGCUAGAGCAGUUUUCAGUGGAGUUGAAAACCUAAACCGAAAACCAAUCAAAGCCAAAGUGGACAUCAUUAGCCAAUGAGAACUCAGAGUGAAAACAGGCACACUGCUUAAAGCGCGGGAAAGCGCGAGUGGCCAAAUUUUAGUUUUGAAUCUGAUUGGUUGAGUGGGUGGCGCGAGUUUCUGAACCAGUCACAGUGAAGUUAAGCAAGUCUAAAGCAAUCAUGGAUUACUUUCAACACUCUAAUAAGAGGCUCUGCAAAAGCUAUUAAGAGUAUAGUCACAUUUUCAAAAUUGAAUUUCACUAAGUCUUCACUCCUAGAUAACAGCAAUGUGCGUCUUCAACUUUAGAGGCUCUUUCCUGAGUAAAGGAAAAACGUUUUGUUGAGUAAAACUGCACCGCGCAGCCUUCAGUCCCAUUUAUCAGUAUAUGGUGUCUUAAACUGUAAAUUUUUUUUCCAGAGGAAGGAAAGAAGGUUUUUGUGACGCGAAAUACCUCAUGGUCUUUAUCACGCGAAUAAAUUCAGCAAACGCAGCUAGUUGAUACGCCAGGUCUGGGAGUCGAACCUAGGCCACAGAGAUUGGGUGCAGCUGUUCUCUUCAUUGCACCAUCCCAGCUAUAACGAUCGGGCUGCGGUGACUCCUUGUGCCACUUAAAGGGUUACUGUUAUUCUGUACUAACGCUGGUGUUUCAUUGGUUUGCAGGUUGAUAUGUAUGGGCUUUUGGGCACAAUACACUGUCUCUUAUUUCUUGAUUACAUGAAAGUAAGCCAAGACAAAAUGGGAAGGUGGAAAACCACAAAACCAUUCAAAAGGUAUGCUCACUCUUAUUUUAUCUCUUACAGGCACUCCCUGUCAAAGUUUAGAUUACACGAUCACUCCCUUUCAUUCAAAUGCUCCAGAAGGAGGAAAUUUCUGUCUCCACCAUAAAAAAAAGUAUGUGAUAAAAAUACACACCACGCCUUUUUAGAUUUCAAAGCAGAAGUAACCCAAACGUUCGAAAACUGUCUUUGAAUGUGUUAAAAAUGCUAUUAUGGAUCCGGUAAUACGAACGUACGCAACUCUCUGCAGUUCACUUCACCAUUCGUAAUCUCAAGAUACCUUUUGAUGGUGGCGAUAAAAAUCCAUGGUUUCAGUGGCAUGCUCUCUUUUAAAGAGAGAACUUUAUCAAACUGCGUCUUUUCAAAUUCAGUGGUUUUUUUUUUCUGCACCCGACACUGAUCGAAGUUUUCGCGCCCUUCUCUUAAUUAUCACCUGUCACAUGCUUUCUUGCCCAAAUCAAGUUUGCCUAGUUAGCUCUGCGCCCUCAUCUCGGCUUUUAUUGCUCUUGUCCAUCUAGCUCGCCUUUUAGUUCAUAUCGAGGUGUAAUAUUUCUAAUAAACACCUCCCCUAUUACUCAUUUUCCAGCUCUCUCUACAAUGACCAGUUUUCCCGCUUUUUACCCUUAUUGCUCAUUUUCUUGCGCUUUCCACCAGUUCAGUUUCCACGCCUUUAACCCUUAUUACCGUCUAACGGGGUCUCUUCAAGUGCCACUUUUCCCGCUUUUAUCCUAUCAUUUAAGAACAUUCAUUUCGUAGGGAAUUCUUUUCCUGACGUGUGGCGGCCUCGUCUUUGUUCUGGUUAUGAAUUCUCUCUUUGAAAAAUAUCGCAGGUAUUGGAAUCCAAUUUGGGGAAGGCUCUUCGACUCGCUGUUGAACAUACCAAGCUGUGAGAAGCAACCAUCUCUGAAAGAUUUUCGUGAAGAAUUUGAACAGUUUUACCUUGCGGAUGAAGAAAAUUACUCCAGACACAGACGAAGCCACGAGGUGUUCAUGUUUUAGGCACACCUUCCUCUUGAAAUCCGACUGGCUUCUGAAUGAAAGGAAGAACUGUAUCAUACAGCUUUUUGCUAUGUUCGUAUUAAUAACUAUUGUUAUUGUCAUUAUUAUCAUCAUCAUCAUCGUCAUCAUCAUCAUCAUCAUUAUCAGUGGUAUAAGUAUUAGUAUUAGUAUUAGUACUGAUUUCAUCAUAUUUUUUAAGUUGUAAUUCGUAAAACCUACGAAGGAUUUAUCCUUGCUGUGGACAAGUUAUUCUUUCUGUUGUUUGUUUGUUUGUUUUUUGUAAAUAUUUAGCGGAUGCUUUGAGCAACAGCGAGUCGCGUUUUUCUGAAGCAUCUCAGUGGGCCAGAGUAUUAAAUCCUCGGAUCUGGUUAGCCAAUCGCGCAUAAUUAACUAGUUCAGCUUUCUACUGUGCGGAUCACGGUUCGAAAUAUUUUUCUGCGCCAUUCGCGGCGGAACAGGAAAAAUCAAACCAGUGAAAAAAGAAGUUAUUUACUGGUCUAGGUCAGUCCACGUGGGAAAAUACUGUGCCGAUUUCUUUUAAAAGGACGACCUCGAUCGCACUCAAGACCUUGGGCACAGUUUUUUCCCAUAUGGACCUCCAGCCCGGUUUGAUAACUCGAAGCGUCUCAUGACUGAUUGAUGAUAACAUGAACAGACUCUCGCUUUCUCGAUCACGCCGGUGUCAUUUCUGCUGUCAUUACAGAAUACUAAUCCUUGA
Pocillopora meandrina is the source of this 15807-nucleotide messenger RNA. The record is from the annotation of a GenBank genome assembly. NCBI's taxonomy places the organism in Eukaryota, Metazoa, Cnidaria, Anthozoa, Scleractinia, Pocilloporidae.